This is a messenger RNA of Ascochyta rabiei, 1062 nucleotides long. Its product is annotated as Protein-histidine N-methyltransferase. Gene Ontology annotation, molecular function: protein-L-histidine N-tele-methyltransferase activity. The transcript is spliced from 2 exons. The record is from RefSeq and is a predicted model, not a curated record. The coding region runs from base 1 to 1062 and encodes 353 amino acids. Gene Ontology annotation, biological process: peptidyl-histidine methylation, to form tele-methylhistidine. Lineage: Eukaryota; Fungi; Ascomycota; Dothideomycetes; Pleosporales; Didymellaceae.
AUGUCUUUUAGCUUCGGCUUCUCCGGCGAGGACAUAGAAGAGUACCCAAACGACGUCACCCCUCAUACACAAGAGCAAAACGUGUCGAUAGCGCAUGUGCCGCCACCGAUCGAGGCGAGAGCACAUGACUUGGACGAACUGCUGGCCAGCCUGCCGGAUAAACUCUCCUUCUCGACCCUAGCUCUCACAUCACCAAAAGGCUUCAUAGCCCGCCUCCCGCGGCGCGAGAUCUUUGAUGUCCGCGUGCAACUCAUGGCCGAAGAUGACGGGUCCCAGGAAAACGUGCUUGCUGGCCUUGAAAACACGGAUCUCCAAACAAACGUCUAUGAAGGCGGCUACAAGACCUGGGAGUGCAGUCUCGACCUUGUCAAGUUUCUUCUCGAUCGUGGGCCCAGGAAAGAUCUCGACGACCUUGUCCGCGUGAACCACGUCGUCGAACUAGGCUGCGGGUCUGCUGUUCCCUCUCUCCUCCUCUUUCAGUAUGCGUUGAAAAAUCAGUUGAGCAUGAUCUUCACUCUUGCCGACUACAAUGCUGACGUCGUCCGUCUGGUUACACUACCAAAUCUUGUCCUUGCAUGGGUAGCUACACUAUCACCAGAGCAGAGCGCCAAACUGCUGCCGCACGGCAAUCCACUGUUCGACGAAGAGGAGGAGCAUGGUGAUCUGUACCUCACCCCUGAGUUAUUGACCGUUUUCAAGCAGCAACUUCAACAAACGGGUCUAACGCUGAACUUACUCUCUGGCUCGUGGACGCCCACUGGCAAGUUUCUAGACCUAGUUCCCUCAACGCCACAAUUAGAUACUCUGAUACUGGGCUCCGAGACCAUAUACAGCCCUGCCUCGCUCACUGCGUUUGCUGAAACCAUAGUCGCUCUGAUGAGCAGAGUCAAGACGGGCAAAACGAUUGUAGCGGCGAAAAGAGUGUAUUUUGGUGUGGGUGGUAGUGUUGAUGCGUUCAGAGAGCAGUGUGCCAAUCGCAGUGCGGUGGCCUAUGAGAUGGAGUUUGAAGGUCUGGAAACGGGCGGCGUAAGGAGGUGUCUACUUGAGGUGCAGAUGUGUUGA